Messenger RNA from Aspergillus welwitschiae, 1656 nucleotides. RefSeq lists its product as uncharacterized. The record is from RefSeq and is a predicted model, not a curated record. The coding region runs from base 1 to 1656 and encodes 551 amino acids. Lineage: Eukaryota; Fungi; Ascomycota; Eurotiomycetes; Eurotiales; Aspergillaceae. The transcript has a single exon.
AUGGGCAACAUCAUCGGUAAGCCAGCUGGCAAAGUUGACCUUUCUUUCUAUCUUUCAUGGGUCAACAUAUGGCUUUCUUUGCCACCUCCCCAUCUCGACCAAGAUACCACCACCAACCUGACUGUGACUGAACAGGCUGAAAUAUUCCUCCGAGAAGCCUCUUCCCCUCUCCCAAGCUACAACUCACUUAGAUGGGUGGCUUCGUCCUUUCGCCGAUCCCUCGCCAACGGCCAGAUACCCCUCGGUGGAGUCAAUCCUCCCAGCUGCAGCGAGACCAACCUCGCGUCUGGAGAUUACAAUCCCAAUUCAAAUUGUCCUUGCAACGGCCUAUACCCUCUCCCGUCAGACACAGACAUAGCUUCCAUUGCCGAAAGUGCUAAUUGCUCUGCUAUCCAUUAUACCAACCAGGCGCUUCAGACCGUCAUCAAGAGACAGUCCGAAUGGAAUUCGACAUCCCUCUUCACGCCUAGAAACCUCAUCGAAGCAGUAUCCGAAAUCCUCCAGGCCAAUGCCGAUGUCCAAGAUUUCCCAAGCACAUGCCAGGGGCCAGCAGAGGCUACCAACCUUCACGCGAUACGAGCCCCGGAUCGCCGACCCAGUCCCAAAGAUGACACCGUUAAUGUCAUCUGUCGGCAGCUCUACCCCACAGCCGAAGAUGUCAAAUUCUGCACCGAUGCCAAGUACUAUUUCGUGCUCGGCGCCAUCCACAGUGAUACCGCCCACGAUGGCCUGAUCCGCGCCAUUGCCGACGCAGGCAACGAUAUCCUGAUCGCCGAUUACUGCGAGGUAGCGGAUGAAGCAACCCUACAACUUCUGCAGCAAAGCGGCGCAGCCGCAGUAGCAUUCUUGAAGCUAUGCGUGCUAUCGGGACUCUUCUCCGAAUGGGCAUUCGACAACAUGAUGGCAUCGAUGCUACAUUUCAGGGUGUUAGGUUACUACCGCGACCAUGCACGGUGCCGCUUACCAGCCGGUGUUUACGGCAGUCGAAUGACUAGCCUGACCGCGCACCGGUACGUCGACCUAGGGCUAUUCUUUGCCGUGGCGUCUGCCUCUGUGGGAACGAAGGAGCGGGUCAACGAGGCAGAGUACACGCUGUUGAGUAUUGCCUGCACGUUGAUCAACGACCUGGUGGACCUGCGCAGCGAUACUGCACGGAAGCAGCGGGAGAACGUUGUUUUGCGUGGAGUUCGAGGGAAUCUAUGCGAGUAUUUGGAUCGAGUGAUGUUCGAGUGUCUGGAGACCGCUACGCUUGCUGUGCAGACGAAUCGGACGUGUGCGUAUGUCUUGAUGGCGUUUUGUAAUUGGGCGGUUAUGAGCUCGCAUCAUAAGAUGUUUGAGGUAAGUACGCAGGUCUCUGUGGUUGGGAAGGAUGAUGAAUGCUUGUCUCGGUCGAGGGACCAUCGGCAGGCGUAUAGGGGGCUUUUGGAGGCGUUGGCGCCGUUUGGGACUCUUGGGGAGAAGGGCCCUAGCGUAGGGCAGACGCGGGCGGAGUUGGAUUUCAAGUAUGGAGUGUGUCGGUCCUCGUCUACGUUGCAUGCGUCGUGGUUAGCGGAUAUCACGAGAAGUCUUUUGGAGCCGCGGACUUUAAGACGCAUUGUGGAUCUGGUACAUUUUGAGUGGAUGGGGUGCGAGGGUGACGUGGAUUAUUGUCCGUGA